Messenger RNA from Anneissia japonica, 2918 nucleotides. Its product is annotated as serine/threonine-protein kinase Nek4-like. Gene Ontology annotation, molecular function: protein kinase activity; ATP binding. The record is from RefSeq and is a predicted model, not a curated record. Lineage: Eukaryota; Metazoa; Echinodermata; Crinoidea; Comatulida; Comatulidae. Gene Ontology annotation, biological process: protein phosphorylation.
AAUGCGGCAUGUAAGUGAAGAAGGCAAGUGAAGGUGAAGAGUAUAAAAGCGGUAUUCUUUCCGAAGCUUUUCUGAGAGAGGAAGACAAAUUAAACUGCUAUUAUGUCAAAAGAAUAACAUAAUAUGCGAUCAAGGUUGCAACAUGUAAUAUACGCAUAUUAUUGAUUAUUGAGACUUUAAGUAUGGAUGGGUAUGACAAAGUAAAAGUGGUUGGUAAAGGAAGCUAUGGAGAAGUGUGGUUGGUUAAACACAAAAAAGACAAGAAACAUUAUGUAGUCAAAAAGCUAGAGAUUAGAAAUGCCUCAAAAAAAGAACGGAUUGCUGCUGAACAAGAGGCAAAGUUGCUUUCCAAGCUGCGACAUCCUAAUAUAGUAUCAUACAAAGAUUCCUUUGAAUCGGAAGAUGGUCACUUGUACAUCGCCAUGGGUUAUUGCGAUGGAGGAGACUUGUAUAACAAACUGAAGGAACAGAAAGGUGCCGCUCUUGAGGAGAAACAAAUUGUUGAGUGGUUUGUACAGAUUGCAAUGGCACUACAGUAUAUGCAUGAGCGGAACAUCUUGCAUCGAGAUUUGAAAACUCAGAAUAUUUUUUUAACAAAAAGUAAAAUCAUCAAAGUUGGUGAUCUUGGAAUUGCAAGAGUUUUAGAUAGUUGUAACGAUAUGGCAACAACUCUCAUUGGUACACCAUACUACAUGAGUCCAGAACUCUUCUCAAACAAACCAUACAACCAUAAGUCUGAUGUUUGGGCGCUAGGGUGCUGUGUAUAUGAAAUGACUACCCUCAAGCAUGCAUUCAAUGCCAAGGAUAUGAAUUCUUUAGUGUAUAAAAUUCUUAGAGGAAAGAUGCCUGCAAUGCCAAAGCAGUACAGUGUUGAACUGAUAGACCUUAUUAAGAGUAUGUUGCACCAAACUCCUGAUAAAAGACCAAGCGUGGCCAGAAUACUGCGUAAUCCAUUCAUCAAAAAACACAUAGCCCUGUUUCUCGAAAGCACACGAAUGCGACGACCAAAUUCUGGGAGUUCUGAUUCUCGUCGUUCAUCUAAGACUGAGAUAGUUUCCACACCCAGAAAGGAGCCAGAAACUGCAAAAGAACCUGAGGUAAAAAAAGUAAAAAAAAAGAGACCAACUUCAGGUUCUAAGGAAAGAAAAUUAGAAAAACAAUCAUUUGAUAUAGCACCCCCACGCUCAGGAUCUGGUGAUAGUAGGGCAAGGAAAGGAAGGCCGCUUCCUCCAGCCCCUUCUAAAGCCGAUACGCCACGUAAGAGUGCAAGUGCAAAGAGUAAACUUGCCGUGCAGAACAGCAAGUCUGGCUCAGGUGGCAAAAAGUCUGUAUCAUCAUCAUCAAGCUCAGUGUCAAGUUCAAAGGAAGAUAGCACACCACGCAGUCCUGAACUGGAUGUCAGCUUAUGAGGUACUAGAUCAGUAUGAAGAAGAUGAAAUUGAGUUGCAGUUAAUCAAAAUAUUGGGCCGUGAGAAGUUUGAUAUUUAUGGUGGCAAGAUCUGGCAGUUGAAAUUCUGUGAAGAAACUGUAUUUGGAUAGAUGUGAAGAUAAAUACUCUGUGCAAGAUGCUGAAUAAGUUGUAGAACAGACGAAUGCCUUUAAGAUACCGGAAUUGAUAUGUUGGUAUAGGAUCAUUUCUCCAAGGUGCUGAAAUGUAUACAAGUACUGUACCCAUUAGAUUCUAGAAAAUUAUUUUCUGGUACAAAACACUUGAGUACUAAACAGCGUUUUACAGAAUGUAGGUCAUUAAGAUGCUGGUUUUUCGGUGGAACAGAAUCGGUACCGUUUUACAAUUUGUAUUUUAAUCUUUAUCACCUUGACGACAGGACAGCAUAUUUUACGAAAUGAUGACUUUAUUAGAAAUAAGUAAAAUAACAUAGUGAUAUAAAAAACUUAUGUAAGUAUUUUUUAUUAUGUGCAAGAGCUGUUAAGUGAGUGACUGUGCACUGUAGGAGAGAGGUGCCCCAUUCUGUGUGUGAUGUAAGUGUUUGAGCUGUGACUUUAAAACUAUAUUGUUACACAACACUAAAAAGAUUUUGAAAUAUACAAGACUGUAUCUCUACAUUGAUAAAAACUAUUAUUUAAUAUCUAAUCUAGAUUGAAUUCAAAUAUCAAUUAGAAAUAUGUAAGAUAACAUAGUGACAUUAAAAAUGUAUGUAAAUGUUUUAUUAUUUGUAAGAGGUGUUAAGUGAGUGAUGUGUGCACUUUGUAUUACAUGUUUUUUGAGUACUUUGUUGGUUGUGGAAAGCAAUCUUAAUUCUGGUUAAUAUUUAAUUGACUUAUUUUGCUUGAAUAAAAAUUAGGUAAAUUAAACUCAUACUUGAAUUAGAGGAAAUACAUUUAUUGUGGAUUCAAUAGAAUAUUUCUGAAAUUUUUCUUUUGGUUAAUCCAGUUGUAAAUAUUUAUUUUUCCUUACCGGCUUGACAUGUUUUGCCUCUUGGUGAGAAGGUCUGGGCUGCUAUCGCUCCACUUUCGAUGAUGACUCUUGCGAGAGUUAAAAUAUUAUUUCAAGUCGGUAAGUAAAAAUAAAUAUUACUUACAAAUAAUUGACAACUUGUAACUAAAAGAACAAUUUUAGAAAUAUUUAAAAGCAGUUUUUAGCUUUCGAUUGAAAAUUGGAAUAAGAAAACAAAAUUUCUUGUAAAUUAAUGGACAUAUACAGUUUUUAGCACAGUUCAUGUAUUUUUUUGAAUCAACAUUUUUGGUAUUGAAUUGUCUGUGUGAUGAUGAAACCAAAUUGUUCUGUAUAUCAUUUUUUCAUGAUGCUUUUAUAGUUUUCAAAUUUUAUUUGCAAGUUUGGUCAAUCUGGUUCUGGGUUUAGAGUAUAUAUGGUUUAUGUUGUUACUGUACAGUAUAUGGAGAUCCUUUACAUUGUAUAGAGAUUGUUUUUUAAUUCCACUUGUAGAUAGAAAUUUAGA